Molecule: messenger RNA, 2706 nt
Organism: Chanos chanos (milkfish)
Lineage: Eukaryota; Metazoa; Chordata; Actinopteri; Gonorynchiformes; Chanidae
Gene: tfip11
Product: tuftelin interacting protein 11
Exons: 14
Coding region: 82-2574 (830 amino acids)
Biological process (GO): spliceosomal complex disassembly
Cellular component (GO): U2-type post-mRNA release spliceosomal complex
Molecular function (GO): nucleic acid binding
Source: RefSeq, a predicted model, not a curated record
UUAUAGUGUGUAUCCUUGAUAUUGUCGCUAUAUCGAUGCAAGAAUUUGACUUAGUUUGAGACUUCGCUCUCUCGUAGAAUCAUGUCUAUGUCCCAUCUGUAUGGGCGUCAGGGGGAUGAAGAUGAGGAUGGAGUAGAGAUUGAGAGGUUUGAGGUGUCAGAAUGGGAUCUGGCCAAUGAGUUCAACCCAGAGCGACGCAGACACAGACAGACCAAGGAGGAAGCUACAUAUGGGAUAUGGGCAGAGUAUGACUCAGACGAUGAGAGACCCAGCUUUGGGGGCAAGAGAGCCAAGGAUUACUCUGCUCCGGUGAAUUUUGUGAGUGCGGGUCUGCGUAAAACAGCAGCUGAGGAAAAACAGGAGGAGGGAUCAGAUGCUUCAGAUGAAGAUGGACCUCCCCCUCCACCCCGUGCUACUGCACCCAAAAAAUUACAAACGGGUGGGAAUUUCAAGAGUUCUCAGAAGACAUUUGCUGCUGGGAUCAGGCCAGGGCAAGACCUGGGCACCUGGGAGAAACAUACGCGUGGUAUAGGACAAAAACUCUUGCAGAAGAUGGGUUACGUUCCUGGAAAGGGUCUUGGCAAAAACGCACAAGGUAUUGUGAACCCCAUUGAGGCAAAGGUGAGGAAAGGUAAAGGAGCCAUUGGGGCUUAUGGCAACGAGAGGACCAAGCAGUCUCUGCAGGACUUCCCCGUAGUGGACUCAGAGGAGGAGGAGGAGAAAGAAUUUCAGAGAGAGCUGGGCCAAUGGCGCAGAGAGCCUGGCACAGGGAAGAAAAAGCCUAAAUAUUCAUACAAGACAGUGGAGGAACUGAAGGCCCAUGGCAAACUGUCUAAUAAGAGUAUGACUACUCCAGCUGGAGAACUAGCUCAAGUCAAGGUGAUUGACAUGACGGGUCGGGAGCAGAAGGUGUAUUACAGUUACAGUCAGAUGCGCCAGAAGCACAGUGUUCCAGAGGAGGCCUCUCUCAGUGUGACUGCUAAAGAACAGAGGAGCUCUGGCUUUGCUCUGCCUGAGCUGGAACACAACCUCAAACUGCUCAUAGAGCUCACAGAACAGGACAUCCUACAGAGUGUGCGUCGACUGCAGCAUGAGCGGGACACUGUUGUUUCUCUGACACACGAGAGUGACGCCCUGGAGGCCAGGCUUAAGGACGAGGACGAGGCCCUGAGUCGAAUGGAACAGGUUCUGGAGAUGGUGGAACGCCUGGAGUCGGGCUCCGGCGGUGAACAGGGAAACUCUGCCAUGACUCUGCAAGAGUGCGCGGGAGUUUUUCAGAGAUUACAGAGCGAGUUCUAUCAGGAAUACAAGACCCUAGGGUUAGGGGAUCUGGCAGUGUCCGUGGUCCAGCCACUACUGAAGGAGAAAUUGCGUGGCUGGGACCCUCUGAAGGACUGCUCGUACGCUCUAGAGGAGGUUGGCCAGUGGAGGGCUAUUCUGGAGACUUCACAGCUGCCUCAAAGUGGCCCUGAUGUUGCUCACAUGGAUCCAUACCAUAGGUUGAUAUGGGAGGUGUGGGUUCCAGCGCUGAGGAGCACUGUGGCUCAAUGGCAGCCCAGGAACAUGGGCCCCAUGGUGGACUGUAUGGAGUGCUGGGCUCCCAUACUUCCCCACUGGAUCCUGGAUCACGUACUGGAGCAACUCAUCUUCCCACGGCUACAAAGAGAGGUGGAGAACUGGAACCCACUGACUGACACCGUUCCUAUCCACUCAUGGUUGCACCCUUGGUUACCCCUCCUUCAAGGCCGUUUGGAGCCCCUGUACCCGCCCAUCCGCAGUAAACUGGCACAAGCUCUUACUCGGUGGCAUCCCAGUGAUGCCUCUGCCAGGCUCAUCCUGCAGCCGUGGAAGGACGUGUUCACGGCCGGAGCCUGGGAAGCCUUCAUGGUCAAAAACAUCGUGCCCAAACUCGCACUGUGUCUGGGAGAACUGGUUGUGAACCCUCAUCAGCAGCAUUUGGAGCCGUUCCACUGGGUCAUGGACUGGGAGGGAAUGCUCUCUCUCUCCUGUAUGGUGGGCAUACUGGACAAGAACUUCUUCCCCAAAUGGCUGCAGGUUCUUUGUUCAUGGCUCAGUAACAGCCCCAACUAUGAGGAGAUCACUAAAUGGUACCUGGGCUGGAAGUCCAUGUUCAGCGACACUCUGUUGGCUCAUCCUCUGGUGAAGGAGAAGUUUAACGAGGCUUUGGACAUCAUGAAUAGAGCAGUGUCCUCUGGACUGGGUGGUUACCUGCAGCCGGGAGCUCGUGAGAACAUCGCCUACCUCACGCACACAGAGCGGCGUAAAGACUUCCAGCACGAGACCCUUCCGGAGCGGCGGGAAGCUGACAGCGUGGGCCCACGCAGCAUGGGCGUCAUGCCAACUGUGCCCACCAACUUUAAAGACCUGGUCCAAGCCAAAGCCGAAGAGAAUGGCAUCGUCUUCAUGCCACUGGUCGCCAAACGGCACGAGGGCAAACAGCUGUACACGUUUGGCCGAAUCGUGAUCUACAUCGAUCGAGGAGUAGUGUUUGUGCAAGGGGAGAAGACAUGGGUCCCAACCUCUCUACAGAGUCUUUUAGACAUGGCUAAAUAAACCUGGUUGUAGUUUUGGGAGCGUUUGUAACCAGACAACCAAACUGAAAAAGUGGUGUCUUUUAAAUACUGCUCUGUCAUCUAGAGUAAUGGGGUUUUUUUUUCUUUUUCACUGUAUUGUAAAUGUCCAAUA